Hemibagrus wyckioides is the source of this 510-nucleotide messenger RNA. RefSeq names its product BOLA class I histocompatibility antigen, alpha chain BL3-6-like. The transcript has 2 exons. Bases 1 to 456 code for a protein of 151 amino acids. The record is from RefSeq and is a predicted model, not a curated record. Gene Ontology annotation, biological process: immune response. Gene Ontology annotation, cellular component: external side of plasma membrane. NCBI's taxonomy places the organism in Eukaryota, Metazoa, Chordata, Actinopteri, Siluriformes, Bagridae.
AUGGUUGACCUUCUGCAAGCUUCGCCCAUGUCCACACAUGACCUCUGGAGCUCACCCAGAAUGACCAUCAGGUACUUGGUCACUUCUCUUACCUUGACCCUUCGCCACUGCUUGCUCAGUUUGCUGGUAAUCAGCUCUAAUCCUCCUACAGCAUCAGUGAUCCAGAAACACUCGCCUUCUCCAGAGGUGGUGUGUCACACUACAGGUUUCUUCCCCAAAGAGGUGAUGAUCUCCUGGAGGAAGGGCGGAGAGGACGUGAACGAGGACGUGGAGCUCAGAGAGACGUUACCCAACCAGGAUGGAAGCUUCCAGAAGAGAAGCAUUCUGAAAGUCCCAGCUGAGGAUCUGCAGAAACACACCUACACCUGCGUGAUUCAGCACAGCAGCUUGAAGGAGGAGUUAGUGCUAGAAGUACCAAAAGGUCCUGAUCAACUCCACAUACAGUAUAAACAAUAAAUCUGAUUUCCUGAUGCAGCAGAUAAUAAAGACUCUGUGCUGAUUUAACAGGUG